CUGCCUCACAGUAUUUGAGAAUACGCUCAGCCACAUUCUCCUGGGAGACUCGGGCCUCUAUCCGCUCUUUGUUCUUUUUUUUCGAGUCAAUUGCAAGUGGAUUGGACAAAAUGACCAACGCUCAGGUCACCGUCCCCGAGACUAUUCUCAAGAAGCGCAAGACUUACUCCGCCUUCAAGGCUGAGCAGCUCGCCAAGCGCGCUGGCCGCACCAAGGCCCGCAAGGCUGCCCGCAAGGACAUCUUCAAGCGUGCCGAGUCUUACGUUGCUGAGUACGAGAACGCCGAGAAGGACAUCAUCGCCAAGAAGCGCGCUGCUCGCGAUGUCGGUUCUUUCUACGUCCCUGAGACCCCCAAGCUUGCCUUCGUUGUCCGCCUCCGUGGUAUCAACGGUGUGAGCCCCCAGUCCCGCAAGAUCCUCCAGCUCUUCCGCCUUCUUCAGAUCAACAACGGUGUCUUCGUUAAGGUCAACAAGGCCACCCUCAACAUGCUCCACCGCGCCGAGCCCAUGCUCACCUACGGCUACCCUUCUCUGAAGACCGUCCGUGAGCUCAUCUACAAGCGUGGCCAUGUCAAGGUUAACAACCAGCGCGUCCCCAUCACCGACAACGCUGUCAUCGAGGAGAACCUCGGCCAGUACGGCAUCAUCUGCGUUGAGGACCUCAUCCACGAGAUCUACACCGUCGGCCCCCACUUCAAGCAGGCCUCCAACUUCCUGUGGCCCUUCAAGCUCUCCUCCCCCAAGGGCGGUCUCCGCAAGAAGACCACCCACUUCAUUGAGGGCGGUGACUUCGGCAACCGCGAGGAGAAGAUCAACGACCUCGUUGCCGCCAUGAACUAAGCAGGCCUUCCCCUGGUCUGGGGGCUGGCUCUGCUCGUAGCAUGUCGUCCAUACGUGUCUCCCUCCCGCGCGCGCGCACCGCGCGUGGGAAGACGGAGUGAGACUCUCCUGGGAGAGAGUGCGUGUGUCUGUCCCAUGUCCUGCCCCUCCCCCUCCUCCGCACGCGCGCGCGCGCGCCCUCCUCGCCCCCCUCUCCCCCCCCCGGUGUGGGAGCGUGGAGCGCCGCCGCCGUGUGUGGUCGAGGGCCCGGUCGUGUGUCUGCCCUCGCCCUCUUCCCUCCUCCUGCUUCCCUCUCGCGCGCCACGUGUGCUGGUUCGUGCCUGUGUACGCGCGCGCCCGUGUGGCGCCCUCCCCCUCACUAAACACUCUGCCCCGGUCCAUGCCAGUAUCAUCCCCCGCGUUCGUGUGUGUGUGUGAUACCCCGCUGGCGGUGCGUGCGGAUGUUGCGGCCCCUCCUCCCUCAAUCCCUCAACGUGUGCCCCCUCCGGGUGGGGGCGAGAGUCGGGCGGGGGGGGGGGCUCUCUCCUCUCCGCCGUCGGCGGGGGCUUGUCUCUUUCUUCUUUUCCCCCCCGCUGUCUUGCAUGCCCGUUGAGACGUGCGCAUACGCUCGCGUGUCGCCGCCACCGUGCGUGUAUGUUGCUAUAUACGAAAUACAUCUGUUACCCAACA
Messenger RNA from Fonticula alba, 1508 nucleotides. RefSeq names its product 50S ribosomal protein L7e. The coding region runs from base 111 to 839 and encodes 242 amino acids. NCBI's taxonomy places the organism in Eukaryota, Rotosphaerida, Fonticulaceae. The record is from RefSeq and is a predicted model, not a curated record. Gene Ontology annotation, biological process: maturation of LSU-rRNA from tricistronic rRNA transcript (SSU-rRNA, 5.8S rRNA, LSU-rRNA). Gene Ontology annotation, cellular component: cytosolic large ribosomal subunit. Gene Ontology annotation, molecular function: structural constituent of ribosome; RNA binding. The transcript is spliced from 4 exons.